AUGCGACUUUUUAGUCUGUUCAAGUCCGCGACCGUGAUUGCGCUCGUUUCUGCAGUCCUCGCCGACUCGGACGUGAUCAACCUCACUUCAGAGAACUUUGAUUCGAUUGUCAAUCCCGACCCGCUAAUUUUGGUCGAGUUCUUCGCACCAUGGUGCGGUCACUGCAAGGCUCUUGCUCCUCACUAUGAGGAAGCUGCAGCUGCGCUCAAGGAGAAUGGCAUCAAGCUUGCCAAGGUGGACUGUGUCGACCAGGCCGACCUUUGCCAGGCAAAUGGCAUCCAAGGCUACCCCACAAUGAGGGUGUAUCGACAUGGUGACUACUCUGACUAUACCGGACCUCGCAAGACAGAUGGAAUCAUCAGCUACAUGAUCAAGCAAUCGCUCCCAGCAGUCACUGAGGUAACGCCCGAGAACUACAAGGACUUCAUCAAGGCCGACAAGAUUGUUGCGCUCGUAUUCCUCCCUUCUACAACUGAUGCCCCUGGCCCCGAGUUCACCGCGACAGCGAACAAGCACCGCGAUGAUUACCUUUUCGGCUCGACGACUGACAAGUCGCUCGCCGAGGAGGCCGGCGUCGAGCCCCCAGCUAUCGUUCUCUACCGCGCCUUCGACGAGCCGCAGACCGAAUACCCUUAUCCGGCUGGCUCCGCCAAGGUCAAGGACAUCGAGAACUGGAUCAAGGAGCUCGCCAUCCCCAUCAUCGACGAGGUCAGCACGGAGAACUACCAGAUGUACGCGCAGAGCGGGAAGUCCCUCGCGUACCUCUUCGUCGACCCGAGCGACUCGGAGCUCGAAGCGCAGAUCGCCAUGGUCAGGCCCGUUGCGCAGAAGUAUAAGAACGGCGUGAACUUCGUGUGGAUCGACGCGGUCAAGUUCGGCGACCACGCCAAGGCGCUGAAUCUCGUCGAGCCGAAGUGGCCUGCGUUCGUCGUCCAGGAUAUCCACAAGCAGCUCAAGUACCCGUAUGACCAGGACAAGCAGCUUUCCGAGCAGGGGCUGGACAGCAUGCUUGCGCAGUAUGUGGAGGGGAAACUCGAGCCACAGCUGAAGAGUCAGCCGAUUCCUGCGUCGCAAGACGAGGGCGUCUUCAACCUUGUCGGCAAGCAGUUUGACGAGGUCGUCUUUGAUGAUGACAAGGACGUCUUCGUUGAGUUCUAUGCCAGCUGGUGUGGCCACUGCAAGCGCCUCAAGCCCACAUGGGACUCCCUCGGUGACCGCUAUGCGGACGUCAAGGAUCGUUUGGUCAUUGCAAAGAUGGAGGCCCAGGAGAACGACCUCCCUCCCUCUGUUCCCUUCCGUGUCAACGGCUUCCCGACGCUCAAGUUCAAAAAGGCUGGUUCGCGCGACUUCAUCGACUACAACGGCGACCGCUCUCUGGAGAGCCUCAUUGCCUUCGUUGAAGAGAAUGCACGCAACCCUCUCGAUUCCAAGGUGGCCAUCGAAAACGCCACACAGGCGGAGGCGCACGAACACCAUGAUGAGCUGUGA
Laetiporus sulphureus 93-53 is the source of this 1488-nucleotide messenger RNA. Its product is annotated as protein disulfide isomerase. Gene Ontology annotation, molecular function: protein disulfide isomerase activity. Gene Ontology annotation, biological process: response to endoplasmic reticulum stress; protein folding. The record is from RefSeq and is a predicted model, not a curated record. Lineage: Eukaryota; Fungi; Basidiomycota; Agaricomycetes; Polyporales; Laetiporaceae. The transcript is spliced from 6 exons. Gene Ontology annotation, cellular component: endoplasmic reticulum. The coding region runs from base 1 to 1488 and encodes 495 amino acids.